ACAUCCGAUAGUCAAAUCCCAUUCUUCUCGCAGAUGUUCCUCGCUAUUGUCAUAGUUACAUCGAUUGGAAGCGUUGUAUUAUACAUUGUUGUAUAUGCAUUGACUCGAAAAAACGUCCGUUCUGCUCAGAAAAUUCAAAUGGGAUCGAAAGCGGCUGAAGCAUUCGCACGUCGUCAACGUAAACUUACUAUGACAAUGAAUAUUUCAUGUGUGAUAACAGUUGUCCUCUUCGUUUUGCCCAUGUGCAUAAGUUUUUUGGUGGGCGACGCAGUUAACACACCACUGUACGACUUCGUAACAGUGUAUUCCGGAAUCAGCUGCAAUUUCAAUCCUCUCGCAAUCCUUGCAGCUCUGUUCAUUAUGCAGGAAGACGUGAAAGCGGCUGUACUCAGCAGCUUACCGCGCUGUUUGCAUCGCUUGAUCGAACGUCGGCUACCAAAUUUCGUCCCAGCCAAAACGUUUGGUGACACUCUGUCGAUGGCCGAUGGUCUUACGACGCAACACAAAAACCACCCGACAGCAGGUUUUUCGCACUUGCCGCAGCAGACCACCAAAAUUGCUGUAAAGCCCCUUCCGAAAAAUGAGGAAUUACCGCAACGGUGCGAUCACGCCAUUCAUUUCCAGCGUUGCGAAAUAAGGCACUAA
This is a messenger RNA of Gongylonema pulchrum, 645 nucleotides long. NCBI's taxonomy places the organism in Eukaryota, Metazoa, Nematoda, Chromadorea, Rhabditida, Gongylonematidae. The record is from the annotation of a GenBank genome assembly.